AUGGAUCCUUUAGAUGGGCAAGAUGUCUAUGCAGCAGAAAAAAUUUUGAGAUGCCGAAUAAGGAAAAAGUGCGGGGAUCAUUUAAGACAUUCGAUUGGAAAGACGGAAUACCUGAUCAAAUGGAAAGGGUGGUCAAAUCAUUACAAUACGUGGGAGCCUUUGAGCAAUAUCUUAAAUGAAAACUUGUUUACGGAAUCAGGUUUUACUGUACCGGAAGGCUUUAAAAAUGGCAACAAAAAGGAACUUAGACGUUCUGCUCGUGGUAGGAAGCGAAAAAUAAAAGAAGUAUCAGAUUCUGAUGAUUCUGAUGUUGAUAUUCAGAGUUAUGAAGAUGAAGUUUCCAGUGAAUGCCAUUCAGAAGGAUCAGAAAUUUCUCCAAAAAUGGGCACUCAUUCAAGGCCUGGUAUAUCCUCAACUGGGACAGUAGAGCCAGCCGUAGAAAAUAUGAAGGAGCCCUCAACAAAGUCUCGAAAAAGAGGUCCAAAAAGUAAAAAGAUAGAUGAUAAACAGUGUACUUCAGUUAAUGAAAGGGUUUGUAUUGAACUCGGUACUGAAGAACAUGAUGAGACGAAGGAAGAAAAUCCAAAUGAGAAGGAAGAAGAACUGCAAACUGAGGAGGAGAAGCAAGAAAAGGAAUUAAAUAGGAGGUCUGCCGAUGGAAAUAAGGAAGAAGUUUCGGAAUUACCAUCCAAAGAUGAAGUGUUCAAAAUAAUCAAAGAUGAAGAAGAAAUUCCUUCUCAAACACAACAUAAGGUACAGGAAGUCAAAAAACGAAAAACUGGUAGGCCAGAAGUCUUUGAGGGUCGGUCAGGAUCAGUACAAGUAAUUUCUAAUGGUCAAGAACAAAUGAUCGAUAGAUUGGCAUUUGUUGUUAGUGGUGCAUCUACUAGUUCUCAGAUAUCGGAGCAAUUGCAGCUUCAUCCUUUUGGCGACAGUGAUGAAAGCCAAAUUCGUUUAAUGGCUGAGCAGAUGAGAAAUGAAACACAAAUUUGGGCAGACCCCAACAAUGCACGUAUGGAAACUUUUCAGUACAAUGGGGCUCAUACAAUUACAGAAGUAACAUUCAAUCAACAAACCGUUCCCAUUAUUGAACUUUAA
This is a messenger RNA of Thelazia callipaeda (thelaziosis nematode), 1098 nucleotides long. The record is from the annotation of a GenBank genome assembly. Lineage: Eukaryota; Metazoa; Nematoda; Chromadorea; Rhabditida; Thelaziidae.